CUCGUUCGUCUGCCUGUCGAGCCACAUAGACACUCACUGUCAUCCCUCAACAAACAUAACCACGCCGAGGCAAACAGACAGACAGGCUUAUCAGAAAGAAGAAAUUCGCAGGCCCACUUCGCGCACUUAUCACAAAAAGACCUCAGGGCAGGAUAUGACAACACGCCCCAAAAUACCGCACAUACACACAGACGGGGGCACCAGCAGUGUGCCGGCAAAGCACUCGACUUAGAUAACAACAGACAGACAGACAGACAGGCACAGAGGACGGCAGAUGUAUCACUGCCUCUCUCUGUGGACAGAACCAUAGGGAGAGGGAAAGGGCACAUCCCCUCUCUCCCUCCCUCUCUCCCUCCAUCCCUCACUGCACCACCUGCAGCACUUCAAUCUCGUCAGCCAUAAACUCGUACGACCCACCCAAGAAAGCAUCGCCAUCCAACUGAAAUCUCUUACCCAUGUAGCCCGCAGGCACAUACUUGCUGGGAGUGAACUGACUGCAGAUGCGGAUGUCGGUUGGUAUACCCAGCGACAGAGCCCCACCAGACCACCCUUGCCCGCCGAUCCACAAAUCCUCAUCUAUCGUCCCCACCCUCCCCGGCUCCCUCACAUACUGACUCACAGAGAUCUUGAUCGGCUUGGGGAAGUGGCCGGCCAGUGAGAGCUGGCCAGUGAGAACCCACAUCACUGUCGUAAACGUGACUGCUGGUCGGGUCGUCGGGCAGCUGGAUGCCUUCACUGAUGAAGGCACCGAACACAUACUUGUCCUUCCUGACCACAAACACGAGAGGUUUUGUGUCUCCCACAUUGUCCAGCAGGUCGCCGUAGGUGGUGCCAUGCACAGACGUCCUACACACACACACACACAGAGAGAGAGAGAGAGACACAGACGGACACAUGAUCCAUCCCAGCACUGUUGGCAUGAUGUGUGUCUACCGGUAGAGUGAGAUGAGUCGUGUGGCGCCAUUGCCCCCCAGUAGGCCGAGCAGCCCCUCAUACUCAGACGCAGACAGCGAUGUGCCGUUGGGCGGGGUCACCUGCAGGCCACGCAAACGGACCUGAACACACCAGGCAGCCAUGCACAUCACAGCAUCAAAUAAGUGAGUGAGUGAUGGCGUGUGGGCACGAGUAGUGUGGGCAUACCUGUUCUGCGUGUCUUGUCUCCGUUUGACCACAGGCUGACGCCACACAGAGAAGCACCAAAACCGCAGUACACCGAUUCAACAUGAUGGUGUCAAUGGGAACACUAGGAAAGAGAUGACAGAGAGCCUAGCCUUGUUCGGUCAGGUCAGGACAACUAUCUGACG
Molecule: messenger RNA, 1304 nt
Organism: Vitrella brassicaformis
Lineage: Eukaryota; Vitrellaceae
Source: the annotation of a GenBank genome assembly